GCUGAUGUUAGUCACUUCCUGCAUGAUUUCCUCCGUGCUUGCAGCGGCUGCUCUGUCGAUAAGACGUGAUCGAUUGUGAUCAAUAAGAUGGAUCUGCUGUCAGAGCAAAGACGUUGCUAAUGACUUCAGGGAGGUUUCACUGUCUGAGACUGAUGGCGACACGAGAUACAAAUGUGAGAAGAUCUCGAGAGUCCAGUUUGCAGUCUGAGGAGUCCAUGAGGGCAUUGGAGGAGUUGAGGCUGCUGUCAGAGGAGCCCAGGAUGAAGUCAACGGGCCCCAUGGUUUCCUGGGAGUCAGAGCUGGCCUCCGUCCAGCACUCUUUAAAGUUUGUGUUGAAGCUGAAGGAGGAGUUUAUUUGUCCCAUCUGCAGAGGAGUCGUGCUCAACCCCCAACAGAACUCCUGUGGACACAUCUACUGUUUCCACUGCCUCCAAGAGCUGCUGGAAAGUUCAUCACCUUCCAGCCCAGUUUGCCCAGUGGACAGAGCAGUGAUCACACCAGCUGAGGUGUUCCAGGACAACUGCUGCAAGCGAGAAAUCUCCAGUUUAGAAGUGUACUGCACUAACUCUCCAGCAUGCACCUCUGUCCUCACAUUAAACCAUCUGCAGGAGCACCUGAGGUCGUGUCAGUAUGAGCAGCUGCAGUGCACCAACCCAGGCUGCAGGAUGGUGCUACAGAGGAGGUACCUGCACGAACACCUGACCAACACCUGUCCUCACCGCAGCGAGCCCUGCCCACGCUGCAGACAGCUGCUCCAGUUCAGUCUCAUCCAGGAUCACAUGCAGAGCUCAUGUCCAGAGGUGGAGGUGGACUGUCCCAACGGCUGCUCCCAGAAGAUCCCUAGACACAAGCUAACGGAGCACAGAGACUCGUGUCCUGAGGUUCACACUGACUGCUCCUAUAAGAAGUUUGGUUGCUCUGUGCAGGGUACCAGAGGGAACGUAAGGUUGCAUGAAGACACUGCUGUUAAUCAUCACAUGCUGUUGGUCCUGAGGAGCAAUGCACAUCUGGAGCAGCAGGUGGAGGUUCUCCAGGAGGAGGCGCUGCUGAGACAGCGAGAAGUUCACUCAGACAGUUUGCUGAUCGCUGGUCUGCAGAAUGGAAUCAGGCCACUGCUGCAGCAGAGCAACAGCCAUGAACACAGCAUCUCUACAGCUCAGAGGACUCUGAGCAGGCAGGAGGAUAUCCUGUCCUCCAUCCAGCUGGAGAUCCAGCAGGUUUCUCGAGGACUGGGUCCCAGUCUGAAGGAGCUGGAGCAGCUCAGGAAGUCUCUGGAUGCUGUGAUGGAGGAAGUGUUGGCAGCCGAGGCCCUCAAAGAGCACCUGGGAACUUUGGAGGAGAAGCUGAAGCAUCACUCGGGUAUCUUCGAUCUUCAUGCUACUCAGUUUAGUCUCAAUAAGGAGCACCUGCAGGAGCUGGAGGUGAUGUCCUAUGACGGCAAACUGAUCUGGAAGAUUGAGGACUUCAGGAAAAGGAGGGAGGAUGAGGCCAGAGGUCAGGCACCAUGCCUGAGCAGCGUGCCGUUCCACACCGGACGCUGCGGCUACAAAAUGGCCAUGAAGACCUAUCUGAACGGGGACGGGGAGGGAAGGGGGACUCACCUGUCCCUUUAUGUGGUCCUGAUGCCUGGAGACUUCGAUGCUCUGCUGCCGUGGCCCUUCAGACAGACCGUGUCUCUGUCUGUUCUGGACCAAAGCGGCGCCGGAAACCACCGGAGUCUCAGCUUCAGACCCGACCUGACAACCAAAGGCUUCCAACAACCUGCUGCAGAGUCUGUGAGCAACAUUGCUGUUGGAUUUCCAUGUUUUAUUCCCCUCAACAUUCUCGAAACUUCCCAAAACCAUGUGUACAUUAAAGAUGACACACUGUUUGUCAAAGUGAAGGUGGAUAUGGCGGGAUUAGACCAGCUGUAAGAUUUGUUGUCACAUCAGAGUCGAUUUAUUUCUUUGA
Molecule: messenger RNA, 1950 nt
Organism: Amphiprion ocellaris (clown anemonefish)
Lineage: Eukaryota; Metazoa; Chordata; Actinopteri; Pomacentridae
Gene: traf5
Product: Tnf receptor-associated factor 5
Exons: 11
Coding region: 120-1913 (597 amino acids)
Biological process (GO): protein K63-linked ubiquitination; regulation of apoptotic process; tumor necrosis factor-mediated signaling pathway
Cellular component (GO): plasma membrane signaling receptor complex
Molecular function (GO): zinc ion binding; thioesterase binding
Source: RefSeq, a predicted model, not a curated record